Molecule: messenger RNA, 1819 nt
Organism: Salvelinus sp. IW2-2015
Lineage: Eukaryota; Metazoa; Chordata; Actinopteri; Salmoniformes; Salmonidae
Product: arf-GAP with dual PH domain-containing protein 2
Biological process (GO): positive regulation of GTPase activity; heart development
Cellular component (GO): intracellular membrane-bounded organelle; plasma membrane; cytoplasm
Molecular function (GO): GTPase activator activity; phosphatidylinositol-3,4,5-trisphosphate binding; phosphatidylinositol bisphosphate binding
Source: RefSeq, a predicted model, not a curated record
UUGUUAUUUGAAUAGUGAGUGUUUGUGUGGAGAACAAUAAACGUCAUGUUGCUAUGCCAGUGAGAAAAGGAAACGUCGGCCUGUGAGCGCGGUCAAGUGCAACAACAACGAGAAAAAUGACCUGACACCUGUUAUAGAAGUAAUACAUUUGAAGUGAAUGAAAAGGCAUGGACCUACGUAAAACAAGCAGUUCGUUUGUUGGGACUUUUGGGACUUGGGAUUGACGCAGAAGAAUAGCCGAUUUAAUUAUGGCAAAUCCGGAGAGAAAUAAGAAGAUUCUGCUUGAUAUGGUGAAACAGCCCAGCAACGACCAUUGUGCCGACUGUGGGGCCCCUGAGCCAGACUGGGCCUCAUACAAACUUGGUGUGUUUGUAUGUGUGAACUGUUCGGGGACACAUCGGGACUUGCCUGCCAUCAGCCGGAUAAAGUCCAUACGUUUGGAUUUCUGGGAUGAUUCCUUAGUAGAGUUUAUGAAGACAAGGGGUAACGCUGCAGCCAACGCGUUCUAUGAGAAGUGUGUUCCGCCCUUCUACUACCGGCCACAGGAGAAGGACUGUGUUGUUCUUAAAGAUCAGUGGAUACGUGCUAAGUAUGAGAGGAGAGAAUUCACAGGAGAGAAUAACUCCCUUCAGCAAGGUUAUAGUUCAGGACUUUACGAAGGAAUUCUAUGGAAGAAAGGCAAGGACAACAAGCAGUUCCUGAAAAGGAGAUUCCUGCUCUCUGAAACGGACUUCACCUUGAGAUACUUCACCAAGGAGGAUUCCAAGAAGCCCAAAGCAGUCAUCUCUAUGAAGGACCUCAAUGCRGUGUUCCAGCCGGAAAAGAUAGGCCACGCCCACGGGCUGCAAAUCUCCUACCUGGAGGAAGAACGGACCAGAAACCUGUUUGUUUACCAUGACAACAGCCAGGAAAUUGUGUCCUGUUUCAAUGCGAUUCGGGCCACCAGGUUUGCUUACCUCAAGAAAGUCGACCCUAAUGCCAGGGACAGUGACCUUGUACCUUUGAUAACCAGAAGUAGCAUUAAAGAAGGCUACAUGGAGAAAACCGGCCCAACGCAAUGGGAGCCAUUCAAGAAGAGAUGGUUCAUCUUUAACUUAUCGGACAGAAAGCUGUCCUACUUCAAAACUUCACUGGAUGCCUUGGAACUGGGAGCUGUCUUCAUCGGCACAGAGGUCCAUGGCUACUCUGUGAGGGAGGGCCAGCCUAAGGGGAGCCGCAGUGGCAGGUGGAGGUUCGGAGUGACCUUGGAGACACCAGACAGGCAGUUUGUCUUCCUGUGUGACCAGGAGCAGGACCAGAGGGAGUGGAUAGAAGCCUUCAAACUAGUAAUCGCCCAGCCUAUGCUACCGCAGCACUACAACACUGAGGCAAACAUGAGAAGGAUGAAAAAAUGAAUGGUGUAAAAACCGGAGGAAAGGAGAGCACCAUUUACAGGAUGAAAUGGCAAUGUGUGAGGCUGGCUGCCUGUUUCAGAGAGCCUACCAGUGACAGGUGGAGGCUUCUCACAAGAGGUGAUCAAUGAACUCUUCAAUGGAGUCAUGUUUAUCGGAAAAUGAGGAGAGGCUAAAUGAACUCAGGCUAAAGAGGCUAAACGAACUGAAGAGCUGCCAAUGGGGACCAGCACUGGUAAAUCACCAUUAUCCAGGGCACCUUGCAAACCAUUGACAGGACUGCAUAUUAUGAGAUGGGAACUGAUGGCAUUGUCGGGGACAUUGGGAAUGUAAUAUAUACUUUCUAUUAACUAAUGUGUAUAUACACUGAGUGUAUAAAACGUUAAGGACACCUGCUCUUUCCAUGACAUAGACUGACCAGGUGAAUC